Macrosiphum euphorbiae (potato aphid) is the source of this 459-nucleotide messenger RNA. The record is from the annotation of a GenBank genome assembly. NCBI's taxonomy places the organism in Eukaryota, Metazoa, Arthropoda, Insecta, Hemiptera, Aphididae.
AUGCAGCGUCGAGGAGCCAUCAGCCGCGUGGACCGACACCACAAAUCGUCUAUUAACACCUUGAGGAGUCCUGCAGUGCAACAAGCAUUGAGAAUCCGUUUUCCGGGAGCAGCCGGAGAGACGGCGUCGGACUGCGCGAGACUGGCGACUCUUACACUAGCGUUUGAGAUUUGGUUUUCCGCUCAGUCCGUCGGCACCGUCAUGUUUCUGGCGGCGGAGUUUCUCGGGCCCUCCAGCUGUCAGGAACAGCAGACGCCACUGGAAGUCCGAUGGACGACACUCCGCUGCCUUUAUGCAGCGUCGAGGAGCCAUCAGCCGCGUGGACCAACACCACUCAUUACUGUAGAUAUUGACUCCGAAAAGAUUAUGAUGGCCAAGCAAAAUGCCGCCAUUUAUGGAGUACUCGAAAAAAUUGAGUUCGUUGUUGGAGACUUUUUCAAACUGGCAAGUCAGUUAUAG